GUUUGGGACUUCAUUAUAGGUAUCUGAUACCCGAUGGGAGGUAACUGCUUGGAAUAAUAUGGAAGAUCGGCCCAAAGAUGUUACUUUGAUGAUGUUGAAAAAGAUGAAGGGUAGGAACGUCAGCUGUCGCAGGCCUGAUAGAAAAUGGAGGACGCCUCCUUUUGGCCUUUCCAAGGGGGUCAAAAAUUCCCCGGCCCCUCUCGCUAGUGGUAAAGCUGCCUUUUGCUUCGGACGCGGGCGAGUUUUGCUUCUUGCCUUCUCGUUGCAGUGCGUUGUCAUCGGAAGGCUUGGCGGAGGUGGAAAGGUUAAGAAAGUAGUGACUCUUGUCCAAGAUACAUAAAAGAAGCGCCAUAUGGCAUGUCUUCAGAGUAAUGGCUUCCAAGCUAGUCCAACAAGCACACGGGCAACAGACUCAUAUAGUUUCUCAGAAGUCUCAGACCUCGGUCUGGUCUCCGUCUACGAUCUUGCCAUCCUCGCCCCAAGAAUAGGCAUGCUCGUCAGUCAGUCAAUUUCUAAAAGUAACAAGAAGCGAUGCAAGAGAGGAGAAAGCUGCAACGAAGGUUCCAAAGACAGUGAGGACCUUGGAUUUUUUGCGUCGCUUUCGAAUAUCUGGCCGUGGGGAGGAGGUGUCAAGUUCUAUUUGAUACUACUCAUCCUCUAAGAACUUCUUCUACUACUACUUUUUUUCUGUCUCUCUCUCGACUAAUGAGUUAGAUCUUAGCUUCUACAUCUACUACUAUUUGAGCGUCCUCCUCUAGUGUCAACUUCUGAACUUCUGACCAGGUGCACAAGCCGGCCCUGAGGCGAGCGCGAGCUCCACCAACAAGGCGCUGGUGAACAAUGGGACACACCCAAUGAGUCCUGCGGUGGCAGAGCAGACGGAGAAGACAGCCAUCCCACCGCCCAAGGCUCGAUCGGAGAAGACUGCCGCGGAUGACCCGACGAGUCGUGGUAUUUAUUUUCAUUGGUGGUUCCUUAUAGAUAUCUGAAACUGGUAUUGGUAAUACCUCUGAAGCAGGUGCUUGUUGUUGUGCACUCUCUCGGCUAAUGGGCUAGGUGCUAACUUCUUCCCUUAUAUAAUAAUAUGCUUCUCGCAUCUCCAUCUUCCUCUGGUGCCACCUUCUGUGCAGGUACCAGCGUCGGCCCUGAGGUGAGCGCGAGCUCCAUCAACAAGGCGCCGGUAAACAAUGGGACAUUUCCAAAGGAUUCGGCGGUGGCAGAGCAGGCGGAGAAGGCAGCCACCCCACCGCCCAAGGCUCGAACGGAGAAGACUGCCGCGGAUGACACAGCCAGUCGCGGUAUUCAUUUUCAUUGUUACUUAGGCACCUACCUCGAAAACUUAUAAUUAUCUCUGAGGUAGAUUCUUGCUGUUGUAAUCCUCAUUCCCUUCUUGAGAGAGCCUCCCCAAACUGAGAACUUUGCAUCAUCUGGCAACACCCAGACCCACACUGAUUCACCUUGACUGUCCCCCCAAGUGUGGAGAAACUCUUCUCUUUCAUUCUUGAAACCUAUCUCCUACACCAGAUACCGAGGGAAAGCCAGGGGUAGCGGCCUCGUUUUUAUUCAAAGACGAUGGGCAGAUGAUGCAGCUCUACGGAACUCCGUGUAUUAUUCUGGGUCUUUUCUUAUCGCUCAACGCAGUUCAUUUUCGUCAGCCGUUUUUCACCUGUUCCUUCUUAGGAUUCUGAGGAAAUGGCACCGCGAGGUGGACUGCUGUAUGGGUUUCUACUCGUGUUUUCCUACCUUCUAGGUGCCACUGGUGUAUUACCAUGGGCAAUUACAUAGUCCUUAGAUAGUGGAUAUUUUUUGUGAAUAGUAUUUAUAGGUGUAGCUACUUUGACCUAGUGCUAUCCUUAUCUGCGUCACCUAUAGGACCCCUUCAUCUACCUCUUUUCCAUCCUCAUCCAUGAGAUAGGGAACAAGGCUACUCUGUAGCCUUGAAGAAAAAACACGAGACAAAACUACAGGCAUUGGGUGCGAGAUUGCGACUACCUCAGCGAACGAGAACGCGCAACGGAUACGAGGCUCACAAGAGGCGCACACGCUGGCAGGUGUGUAAAUUUAUCCCUCAAAGAAGUGCUUGUAAGUUUCUUGCUCGUCUUAUUUGUGCAACAGUAUGGGGCUGACCUCAGUAAAAUUCGAAUUGAAGAAGAGACCGGCUGCGUUGCAGGUUCUUUUACCUCAUGCAAAACGCAUCUCACCAGGAAACGGCGCAGCCGCUUUGCAGAGGGCCGAGACAGCUGAAAAAGAGCUGGCCGCGAAAGAGGAGGACUUAGUGGCGAAGAGCAAGAAACUGCAACGCACGGAGGAGGAGCUUUCAGCUGAGAGAGCUGAGGCGGAAGAGCUGCGGCGGAGAAAUUAUGGACCGUUUUCAAUAAUUGAUUGGACUUGGGUCAGCCUCAGCGACGGUCUUGGGCAAAAUUAAAAGUAAACAUUGGAUGUCUCAACCUGGUAUGUGCAUCUCUAAAAAACCGAAGCACUACGAAGCAGCGAGGCCUCAGGACAGCGUGCCCCGGCAGAAGAGUCCGCAGCAGUGCAUGAGAAGCAUGGUGCACAAGUGGAGCAGCUGGAGGAGGUGGUGGCGGCCAAGGCGAAAGAACUCCAACGCGCGACAGACGAAGAGAACCGACUGAAACAAGAACUAGAAGGGAAGAGUUAUGGCUUGUGAUAGACAUUGUUCACAGGUGUUGGCGGUGCAAGUGCAACGUAUAGCCAUUUAGGCAGAGUAUUUCGUCGGCCCUUUUCUUCGCUAGGGUUGGCAGACGGUGACUAUGUAGAGUCCCACUCCCUUUGGCCAUGUCUAAUGGAGUGAAUCACCCGAAGCCAAACAGGCUGUGGCUGCCGAGUCGCUUUGCACGACGGAGAAGAGGCUCCUCGAAGAGUCUCGCGAGGAGGCGGCACACCUGCGCGCGGAGAAUUAUGGUUCGUCUUUGUACAUUAUAUUAUCGGCUUUGCUUUGGCCUUAGUGCAGGCAAUUCGUGUGCCUGGCCACAGUGUGGCGGCCAUUCAUUUUCGCGGGAAAUUGCGUCGGCGACGAAUUGGCAGUAAAUGGUAGAUGUUUUAACUUGGUAUGUGCAUCUCUAAAAAACCGAAGCACUACGAAGCAGCGAGGCUGCAGGGCAGCGUGCUCUGGCAGAAGAGUCCGCAGCAGUGCAUAAGAGGCAUGUCGCACAAGUAGAGCAGCUGGAGCAGGUGGUGGCGGCCAAGGCGAAAGAACUCCAACCCUCGACAGAAGAGGCGAGUCGACUAAGACAAGAAGUAGAGGCGAAGAGCUAUGGCUUGUGAUAGACAUUGUUCACAGGUGUUGGCGGUGCAGCGUCUAGCCAUUUCGGCAGAGUAUUAAUUUCGUCGGCCCUUUUCUUCGCUAAGGUUGGCAGACGGUGACUAUGUAGAGUAAAUGGUGGAUGUUUUAAUUUCCUCUGUGCAUCUCGAGCUCUAAAAAGCCGAAGCACUACGAAGCAGCGAGGCUGCAGGGCAGCAUACUUGGGAAGAAGAGUCCGCAGCAGUGCGGAAGAUGAAGGAUGCACAAGGACAAGUGGCGACGCUGGAGCAGGAGGUGACGGCCAAUGCGGAAGAACUCCAAUCCGCGAAAAACGAGGCGAGCCUACUAAGACAAGAACUACACGAGCAAAGUUAUGGCUCGUGAUAGGCCUUGUUUUUCUGGACUGUGUUUCUUGCCUAAUCUUCCAGCAGUCUUCGGUCUCUUUUCGCGAGGGUAGACCGAAGUAGCUGGGUAUACUACCCAUUCAGAGAGUUCCUCCUGUAAUCUAUCAGUAAAAAGUCCCUGGAUGUACAACUACUCAUGCGAGCAAGACACUGCCUCUUUUCGAAAAAUGUAGUUUUGAAACAUUGUGACUUAGAUUAUAAAUAUGUUCUCACCUCUAAAACAAAGAAGCGCAUGAAGCCAAGUCAGUGCAACUCGAGGCUACAAUCGCAUCACAAGAGGCGCAGUUGCGCAAUGAGCACGAAGACGAGGAGUGUACUAUUGCAACUAACCGCAGCUAACUGUUCACGAUUUUCUUCGUAGUUCUUUUCCAUGGAAACAAGAGGGUGAGGACGACAAGAAGCUUCAGUUACUUGCUAGAGCUGAGUUAGAGCUAGAAGAACUGCAGACAAACGAGUGCUCAACUCUACAAGAUCCGUUUUUGAGGAUAGAGACACUGUUACUCGACAGUAUAGACGUCGUGGCAAGAUUCAUUCACUCGCGUGACACUCUCACCAGGUACAAAACCGGGCAAGAAGGUAGUGAGAAAUAUAGGUGCAACGAACAAGGCUGGCGAGGGCGUAUCAACAUGCAAUUUAUUCCAGUCUACACAGUUCGUCUUUGACGGGGAACACGGGCCGACGUGGUUGCCAGAUGGUACAGUUCCAAAGACUUUCAAGCUGUCCAGAGUCCUAUUUUCUAAUUUAUUUCUUCUAUACCUAAAGUGUCUGCCUUUUUCACCUGGGUCUUGCGUCUCCCUGUUUCUAAUCAUUCUGAAGUUCUCACUCGAUUCUUUUCAUUGGUUUGCGCGACGGACUAGCAGGCACUAAGGAGAUAAAUAGGGACAAUCAAAGGAAAUCGAAGUCAGUAACUUUGGCUUGAAGUUGAACGCUUUAGGGCUCUGAUCAGUUUCUCAUUGUCGUGGCUCAUCAAAAAUUAGGUAUCCUAAUCACGACUAACAAGGGAGCGCAUAUAGACGUAAAGAGUGCUAUGAAGACGUACAGUCCAUCUCUUGCGAAACAGACCGCCUUGUCGUCCUGGUCGCUGAGGGAGGUCAACCAGCUGGCGAGUGCAAGUAAAUUUAUGGGUCAUAAUAUUUCUUUGUAUUUCAUGUGGAGCAUCCCAACUGAGUACUCCUGCAAUUUCAACAACCAAGCAACCCGCCUCCGAUGGGAAAGUGGAACAUUAAUAACAGGCUCCGUUGACAAAUAACAAGAGCCCCAGCACUUAGUCUUUUACUGAGGCCACUUCAUCCAUAUCUAAUGAAGGGAAUCAAGAUGCUUUUGCGGCCUGUGUGACGGACUUGCAGACGCUGUGGACCAAUAGCAUGAAGGAGGGCAGCAGCAUGGAGGCGCCUGUGACCGCAAGUGUGAGCGACGAGUGUAGUAACGCUUUUAUUUAAGGCUCAAAAUAUUGCUUCAUUUCCAGCGGCUCUUUUCUCCUGCUCUAUCCUUCUUGGGAUUCCGAAGAAAUGAGCUCAAGAAAUGAAAGGCCUUGGGUUCUAAAAUCAUAAUAAUGACGGACAAGGAGACUCCGGCACGCGCUUCGAAUUCAAAUAUUACGUCUUAAGGAGAAGGGUGGUAUUCCAUUAUCAUUAUCUCGCUCUCGCGUGAGGAAUGCUGAGUGGAAGAAAGGGCUUCUCCUGAUUUCACAGAGCUUUAAGAGGGAAGACGGGAAAAAUCCACUUGGGCAUCAUGGAUAAUGAAAAACUACCAAUCUCUAAGUGUGACCACGAUACUAGGUUCAUCAGAUGAAAAAUCCCUCGCCUUCGCAGCACGCGAAAACGGCUGCGGCAUCUCCGACGGACAACUGAGGAAUGAUUUCCCAGACUACAAAAUUCACUUCUUUGGCGGCACCUUCGUUAUGGCUUGCAGUACGUAGUCUCAAACUGGUUGACACUGAACCUUCGGAAUUGACAUUAUUGUCCAACAGGUGGGACGGGACCAAGGAUGUACUAGUUGUUCACCAGACAUACAGAAAUGCUCGCACGUCCGUCCCCCUUUCGUUUGGUAUAUAAAUCAUAGGCAUUGUAGUUAUCAUCCCCAUUAUCACAAGAUAAAGACCUUUGCAUCAUCUCCCUAGUUCUGUAUGAAGAAAAUACUUCUCAGGGAUGUAGUUCCCGUUUUCGGAGAUGUUUUAGAUAUCUCCACUAGUUUCGUCCUUUGUCAUGUUCGAUCUUUGCUACCCUCUAAUGAUAAUCGUGAUAUGAGGCAGCACAGCAGGACGCCGAAUUUGGACAAUUGGACUAUUGAACAUAGAAAAGCGGUGGCGGUGCUACUCAAGGAGAUCAAGGAAAGCAACAGUGGAGAUGCCAAAUUGGAGUUGGAGUUGCAGUGUAUGUGGAUUGGCUCCAGAAGAAAAUCAAAAUCCAGUUCCGGAGACGGAGUUGGCUAUCACCAUAAUGAUGAAGAUGAGAUAGAUUUAGAGAUGCUGAUGCUAGUUGUAGUUGGCAAGGACAGCGAACCUGUUGUGCGAAGUUUGUACUCAGUAUGCGACCCGAAGGUCCAAAAUUGCAUUAGAGAUGAGUAAUCUAUCAAAAUCUAUCUAGAAGUACUUCUUUCAGCAAUUUUGUAACCUAAUAUGUUUUCGACCAAUUUUGAACCGUAGCUCUUCUUCUUUGACCAAUUAUCUGUACUCUCUUAUCAUCAUGAUCGUAACACUCCAAGCAACAUGAUCUCAAACAACGAACCGAGGACAGAGUUUUCGAAUUUUUUUCUGCGAAGACAGACAGAAUACUGACGCACUAAGCAUGGCAUUUCAGAUUUGCAUAGAGACGCGCGGCGUGGAUUGUAGAGCAAGUUUUUAGGAAAGAGAGUGAUGAAGAGCAAGAUGAUAAUUAGGACAUCAUUUACAGAGGGUAGGACUAGGAGAAGUAGACAUUGGAGGUCAAUUUUUUUUUUGUACGUGUUAAUAAACAAGUAAAGGACCACUGCUGACCACAGGUAGAAGACACAAAGGCAAAGAAAGACCCAAGGAUUAUGAUGAGGGAUCGACUCUACAAAAAAGAGUCACUGGUCGUUGUUGAUGCGCCAGCUUUGUCAGAUCCGAUGAACAACUUCAGCGAAGACUUGAUGCUUUCGGAGGACAAAGCCCGUGGGCAGGUGCAAAGGUGAUUUUACUGCUGAAUUGAUGCGCUAGCCUUUCAG
This is a messenger RNA of Amoebophrya sp. A25, 6849 nucleotides long. Lineage: Eukaryota; Dinophyceae; Syndiniales; Amoebophryaceae. The record is from the annotation of a GenBank genome assembly.